Messenger RNA from Ochotona princeps (American pika), 991 nucleotides. RefSeq names its product apolipoprotein D (gene APOD). Gene Ontology annotation, molecular function: cholesterol binding. The record is from RefSeq and is a predicted model, not a curated record. Bases 197 to 769 code for a protein of 190 amino acids. Lineage: Eukaryota; Metazoa; Chordata; Mammalia; Lagomorpha; Ochotonidae. The transcript is spliced from 5 exons. Gene Ontology annotation, biological process: lipid transport; tissue regeneration; brain development.
UUAGGCCAGCUCUCUGGACGCCAGGGGGUGUGGCAAGCAUGAGAAUUAAGCACUAAUGAUCACGCAAAGCUUAUAAAACAACUCCGGAGCUGCCAGUCUCCGCGAGAGGUAUCUUGGGUUGGAAAAAUUUUUGUGUGGACACUGCCUGUAUCUUGGGAAAAAGCUCCAGGUUCCCAGUGCUCUGCCCAGCCCCCAAAUGGCACCAAUGCUCCUGCUGCUGCUCCCCUCCUUGGCCGGCCUGUUUGCCCUGGCAGAGGGGCAGGCAUUCCACAUGGGGAAGUGCCCAAGUCCUCCGGUGCAGGAGAAUUUUGAUGUGCACAAGUAUCUUGGAAAAUGGUAUGAAAUUGAGAAGAUCCCCGCGAGCUUUGAGAAGGGAAGCUGCAUCCAAGCCAACUACUCGCUAAUGGAAAGCGGAAACAUCAAAGUGCUGAAUCAGGAGCUGAGAACUGAUGGAACUGUGAAUCAAAUUGAAGGUCAAGCCACCCAGAGUAACCUCUCGGAACCUGCCAAGCUGGGAGUGAAGUUUUUCAAGUUGAUGCCAACAGCCCCAUACUGGGUCCUGGCCACCGACUAUGAGAACUAUGCCCUCGUGUACUCCUGUACCACGAUCAUCUGGCUUUUCCACAUAGAUUAUGUUUGGAUCCUGGGCAGAAACCGUUCUCUCCCUCCAGACACAGUGGCCCAUCUGAAAGAAAUCCUGACUGCCAAUAACAUCAACAUUAAGAAGAUGACUGUCACUGAUCAAGUGAACUGCCCUGAGUUCAAGUAGCAAGGCUCAAAGAAGAGGCUGCACCUGUUCCACAUCACUUCUGCUUUGCUUUCCCCCACGCCACUCUACCCUUCAUAACAACAGACCAACCAUCCAGAUAAACCAUUGCAAUUGCUAGAAGAGAGGUUUAAUAGCAAUGGAGCCAAUGGGGGAGAAAUUCAAGAAAACUUGGCUCAAAUUCAGCCAUGCCCCACCUUGUUAUCUUGCUGGCCUGUUGCUGAC